Messenger RNA from Opisthorchis viverrini, 2210 nucleotides. RefSeq lists its product as hypothetical. Bases 34 to 1284 code for a protein of 416 amino acids. NCBI's taxonomy places the organism in Eukaryota, Metazoa, Platyhelminthes, Trematoda, Opisthorchiida, Opisthorchiidae. The transcript is spliced from 6 exons. Gene Ontology annotation, cellular component: RNA polymerase I complex. The record is from RefSeq and is a predicted model, not a curated record. Gene Ontology annotation, molecular function: DNA binding. Gene Ontology annotation, biological process: nucleolar large rRNA transcription by RNA polymerase I; RNA polymerase I preinitiation complex assembly; transcription elongation by RNA polymerase I.
CCUCUGCCUGCUUCUGAAACCUUGGAAGUCGAAAUGCUUUCGGGACAUUCCCUCACAAACAUUGAGUAUGCAGACGAUCUUGCUCUCCUUGGUUCGGAUCCUUCUCAAAUGCAAACGGUUGUAAAUGACCUAAAUGACUCUGCCGUAUGGUUUGUCAUGCGCUUCACACCUGAAAAGUGCGAAGUACUGCUACAAGACCGGGUGGGAUCAAACCCAUACCUCAUGCUUGCAAGUGAACCAAUCGACGUGGUAAAUAAAUUUGCUCACCUGGGCAGCUGUAUAGGUUCCGGUAGGCUGGCUGGAGGUGAGAUUAUUUCUCGAAUCGGAAAGGCCGGGCAGCUUAUGCCAACCUCCGACACCUAUGGCACCGACGUGACUUUUGCAACCGUUGUAUAUAACAAGAAGACAGACGAACUCUAUGUGAUCCAUAAGAAACCACAAUUUCUUGGCCCGUGUUUCGCCGAGUCAGAGCCCGCUCCAGUGACGGAUACCCCAUUACCGGAUCGUGCAGCACUGACAAAUGCAUUUGGUUCGGCUAGACGACAGCGAAUUUUAAAGGAACGUGAGCGCCAUGCCGAUCAUCGUGUGGCCGUUUCCGAUGCAACCAUCAUCACAAAGGCCAUGCAUGGUCAAAAGCGACUGAAGCAGGAAGCUUCUGAGUCACAGAACGUCGAAUCAGGGACAGCUGAUGAGCGGACGCGCCUGUUACCACCAUUUAACGCGGACGCAUCACAUCCCAAAGAUGUUUAUCCGUUUGAAAAGCUCAUCCCCUCCCGCAUUUUGGAAGCGCUUGCUGCAGAGUCAGAAACGCUUGCCACAGCACCCGUGUCAUCCUAUCACACUUGGUCCCGAGAAGGAACAUACCCGAGAUGUGUACUUGAUCGACUUCUUCAACUAUCCUCGCUGAGUAAUUCAAACAAACCAGAGAAAGCUUCCGAAAACCGAAUGAAGAUCGCCCAGUGUCUUGCCUAUCUCAGUCAUAUGCUUGCGCUGUUCCGAUUACCUGGUUACGAUAUCCAGCGAAAACAACCUUUGCCUGACACGCCAUCCGCAGUGACUAAGCAUUUGUUGGACGAAUUCACGGCCCUAGUGAACCGCGGCGAAUCUGGUCGUCUAAAAAUCCGAUUAAAGCGGUAUUUCGUCUACAUGGGUUGCCAUGUCAACAAAGAGGACAUGAAGUUGGGAACAGACGUUACAACGCGACAACGAGCUUCACUGAAGACACCUGUAAAAUUCCCUCUUCCUUCCCUAAACAAAAUCCGCAAACAAACUAUUUUGGGCUGAUUUGGUCCAUAAAAUUGUUACAGUCUGAGGGUAAAGGACUUUGUUACUUCGAGUUAUUCUUGGGCUUUGUGAGACUAGUUGUUUAUGCUGACCUCAGGGACAUACUGCAUCACAAGGUUUGUAAAGCGUGUGUUCUAUUGUACCAGCCCCUCUUGAUGAGGUCAACUAUUAUCCAUACUCCGUGAACGACAUGUAUCAUUUUUAAACUGCUGCAACGGUACACGAGGCCAUUAAUGUGUGAGUUCUAACUUCCAAGAGGCACGCAUACGAUCAAUAUUUGUAACACAGCCCAUCUUGUAAGGCUGUCAUAUCUCCGUCGCACGAUCCAUGAGUGUCUUGUUACCUAUCGUGUUAGCUUCUAUGAUCCCCCAAACGCUUGACAUAUGUUGUUAGAAGGCACAAUUCGGUUUACCAAUAGGUUUUCAUAACGUGAUAUAAAAAGACAAGAGAAAAGCCAUAUUUAAUAAGAAUAAAAUGCCAGUCAAGCAACCAUCAGACGAAUGUGUUUUCUGCGUAUGCAUCCGAAAGUUUGGGCUUCCAACCACUACCGGAAUGUGCUUUUGAUUUUGUUCCGUCCGUCCCGUCUGUCGGUUCUUCUAACUCGUAGUGUUCAUAUGAUACAUUGUCUGGCUCCGUGGGACUUAGGGCAUAUUCAGCGGGCCGAAACGUUGGAUACGGGAACUGAGAGGUCACCACGCUGAGCGGACUGUAGAACGAUGCAGAUGGGCCUCGAAUUGCCGCUGUAGGUAUUCUGGUCUCUGGGUUGACGGAUACACACUGGGGUCUGUGGUAUGCGUACGGAGCGAACUGGGCGUGAUCUGGCCUAUGCUGUCCAUUGUAAUACAUUUCGGUGAGGGUUGUGUUCAGUUUCGAGGGGUGGCAUAAUGGAUUUUCUGGAUUCAUUGACGGGUAUGCACAUAAUGCUG